Molecule: messenger RNA, 972 nt
Organism: Fonsecaea multimorphosa CBS 102226
Lineage: Eukaryota; Fungi; Ascomycota; Eurotiomycetes; Chaetothyriales; Herpotrichiellaceae
Exons: 6
Coding region: 1-972 (323 amino acids)
Molecular function (GO): arylformamidase activity
Source: RefSeq, a predicted model, not a curated record
AUGCAUUUCGACCCUUCCUCGACGGCGCUGCCCAAGCGCUCGGAACUGCCCUCGAUCCCCGGCGCCCCUGACGGAGCAGCCUGGUUCUGGGGAAAAGAUGACGAGCUCGGACGACUCAAUCUCCUGACGCCCGAGCGCGUCUCCAAAGCUGCAGGGCUGAUCAAAAGUGGCGAGGUUGUCAAUCUCAAUUGGCGAGUCGACUAUCCCAGCCCUCCUGCCUUUGGAAGACAGAAGUUCAAGCACACCAUUUCGCCCUUGGGCGACACCGGGUUCGACGACCUGUACGACAUGAACACGCAGAGUGGAUCGCAAUGGGACGGGUUCCGACAUGUAAGGCUUGCCCCUGGCUCGAUUAUAGCCGGGAUAUUAGGUGUCGCCCGACAGCUCACCAAGGACGAAAUAUACAAGACCGCCCGGUGCGGGAUACAGGCGUGGGCACAACACGGAAUAGCCGGCCGCGGCGUCCUGCUCGACUACUACGGCUACUGCGGCGCGACCUACGACCCCCUCUCCACUCACCGAAUCCCGCUCACGGAGCUGCAAGCCUGCGCGGCGUCUCAAAACGUCACCUUCCAACCGGGCGACAUCCUGCUCGUGCGCUCGGGCUUCGUGACCAAGUACAACAGCCUCUCCGACUCCGAACGGGCCAAGCUCGGCACGCAGAGUUUCGCCGAGCACGCGUUCGCGGGCGUCGAGGCCACCGAGGGGAUGCUGGAUUUCCUGCACGACAACUAUUUCGCCGCCGUCGUCGGCGACGCCCCGGCCUUCGAGGCCUGGCCCAUGCCCCCGACCUUCUCGCUGCACCAGUACCUCCUCCCGCGCUGGGGCGUGCCCAUCGGCGAGAUGUGGGAUCUCGACCGGCUCGCCGACGUGUGCAAGAAGAAGGGCCAGUACGCUUUCUUCCUCUCGAGUGUUCCCGCGAAUGUGCCUGGUGAGUUCCUUUUGGAUAAUAUCCUGAUAUCCCGAUCAUAA